GUUGGUCCUCCGUGCAGCUCGGGCACACAGUACACUUCAGCCUACUUUGACAAUUCACACAUGAUAAAACUUUCCGCGUGAAAAGAGGCCUUAUUGUAGCUCUUCACUGCUAGUCUGGGCAGCGACAAUUUGGUUUUCGGUUGAGCAGUAGACCUCGAAAGAGCCCAGUGUGUUAGCGUCUGACCAAGUUGGUUUCGGUGAUCAUUGGUUACACCUGCAGAAGAUCAAUUUAGUGCAGGAUUUUAACUCACCUCCUCACACCAACAUGAAAGAUCUGUAAACGUGAUUGGAUGGAAUAGAAUCCGGCUUCAAAAUGACACUUUCAUUUCAAGAAAGUACGAUCGCUGAUUUUACCCCAUACAGAACCUCAGAUUCAGGGCACAGUGGAGUAAACCAGCUAGGAGGGGUUUAUGUAAACGGUCGUCCUCUACCUGACUCCACCAGACAGAAAAUAGUUGAAUUAGCGCAUAGUGGAGCCAGACCUUGUGAUAUCUCUAGAAUACUUCAAGUUUCUAACGGAUGCGUUUCAAAAAUACUUGGAAGGUAUUAUGAGACAGGAUCUAUUAAACCUCGAGCUAUCGGAGGCUCUAAACCUCGAGUAGCUACCCCUGGCGUUGUCAACAAAAUAUCUGAUUAUAAGAGAGAGUGCCCCUCAAUAUUUGCCUGGGAAAUUAGAGACAGACUUCUAGCAGAGGGUAUCUGCAAUAGUGACAAUGUUCCAAGUGUAAGUAAAUUAGCACUUUUAUUCCAUAAUUUAAAACAAAAAGUUUAUUAUCUGACCUUUAUAAUUUAGAGAAAGAACCGAUAC
Eurytemora carolleeae is the source of this 808-nucleotide messenger RNA. Its product is annotated as paired box protein Pax-6. The record is from RefSeq and is a predicted model, not a curated record. The coding region runs from base 314 to 793 and encodes 159 amino acids. Gene Ontology annotation, biological process: anatomical structure development; regulation of transcription by RNA polymerase II. Gene Ontology annotation, molecular function: DNA-binding transcription factor activity, RNA polymerase II-specific; RNA polymerase II cis-regulatory region sequence-specific DNA binding. NCBI's taxonomy places the organism in Eukaryota, Metazoa, Arthropoda, Copepoda, Calanoida, Temoridae. The transcript is spliced from 6 exons.